GCCAAUCCAUCUCUUCGCCACAAAGCCAAUCUCUCCAAUUAGAAUCCUCGCCAUAAAAUAUAUCCGUUUCGUUGCCGAAAAGCCAAUCCGUCUCGUUGUCACAAAUCCAUUCCGUUUCGUUGCCGAACAUCCAGUCCGUAUCGUUACCAAGUAGCCAAUCUGUUUCGUUGGUAAACAGCAAAUCAAUGUCGUCAUCAAAGAUCAAACCAGUAUCAUUGGAUAGUUGUGGCUGUGUGCAAAAUCUGAUUACUUCUCUCCUAUUCCAUUCCCCGCUUCCUCUUCUCCCGAAUUCGAGUUCGUCGUCGAGAAAAACAGCGUAAUAUCCAUCAGCCUCGGGAUAGUCAGGAACACUCAUCCCGUCUGUGCAUAGAAAAAUUAAAAACAUACGACCAGAAAAUUAAAAUUGUGAGGAAUUGUCUAGACCUAAUAUAUGAAUCAUUUGGCUGUUCACUGCACGUCCCCUCGUAGGCCAUCAAUAUAGCGUACCUUUUCCUUGAUCAAAGAAUACAAAGGUAUAGCAGUUGUCAUAUUCCAAGCAAUAAGAGUCCUGAGAACCAGAAAAGAAAGAAAAGGGAUCAGAGAAUGGUUGGGAUGAGACACGAUCAAGCGAUACGCUCAAUAAUACUGUGAUGAGUGCAGUUAAUGGAUCUACUGGUUGAAAGAAACAAACUUACGAUGUAUUUUGUCCCUGGAAAUUGGAAAUUUCUUCUAUCAGUCCAUCUGGCCUGAUUUUGAUUUUUAAACUUCCACUUAUUCUCCCAUGGGUUGAGAUCUGUUUUUACAUUGAUUUCCAUCUUGUACCCUUCGUCACAGUCAUCCACGACGCUUGUUCGCACGGCCCCGUAAGCUGCCAAUUGUGCAUAGAUAGGAUUGAGUGUGUCUCUCAAGGUCGGUGCCUCGGAUGGUGCCUCAGAUGGUGCCUCAGAUGGUGCCGCAGAUGGUGUCGCAGAUGGUGCCGCAGAUGGUGCGGUGGAUGGAGCCGCGGAUGGAUCCUCCGAUGGUGUCGCAGAUUGUGGCACGGACGGUGCAUCCGAUGGUAGCGUUGAUGGGGCCGCUGAUGGGGCCGCUGAUGGGGACCCUGAUGGAGCUAGUGACGGUUCCGAGGAAGGAAGUCUUUCGGGGAUGAUAUCAACAAUUGCAUCGCUCAGCUGGGCUUCGGUAAACCUAACUGUCAGCGAUUUUCCGGAAUUGUCAUAAUUCUGGAUCACAUAGGACUCCCCAACACCCAGUGCUGCUUUUUUCCAUGUAAGUUCUACUGCAUCGACAUCACCAUUCUUUUCUAUAAUGAUAACUUUGUCGCCAUCUUCCUGGGUACCGGUGUUCAUUCCAGAGGCCCAAUUGUAUCCAAGGUAAUAAUCACCUGGUAGAUUCGGCUGCUCCAGUCUUAUCGUAACAAAUUUGGAAGGGUCGAAGGCAUCGUACCCCGCCACACCACUUAUCACAAAUGUACCACCAAAGUCAUCGCCUAUAGUGGGAGUGACGGUAUGUUCCGAAUACCAUCCUAGUUGAUAGUUGUUCGCCGCAUUGUAACACAUAGCUGGGUCAUCGGCGUCCGCGUACCCCAUGUAACCACUUUUGUCUCCAUAUUCUGCGUCAAUCGAGCCAUCCUCACCUUCUCCGGCGUGUUGAAGACCGAGAUUGUGGCCAACCUCGUGCAUUUGAACCAUCAAGUCUUUGAUGCUAUUGUUGCUGUAAUACGAAAACGGCGUCCCGAUGUAUGCAUAGGCCGCGAAAGGAGGUGAAGUUCCGGGUGGGAUAGAAAACAUGACCAAAUCAAAUUGGAUGUUCAAGUUACCCAGAACAUAGGCCGCAGCUUCGUUGGCAUCAUUUUCCAUCCGCUUAUCUGAUUGACCGCGUGGAUCAGUGGUUAUUCGCAGUUCGAUGAUUCCGCUUGAUAUUUCCUGCUGAAAAUAACCAUCCGCAUACCCCCUGAAGGGCUCAAUGGUCACUUGACCGUGAGAGCAUCGUGCCAUUUGUGUCUUGAGGCUGAGACCACCUCCAUAUAUUUCAUUUUGCAAAUCAGAGAGGGAAGGUUCGGGUUGAACAUUGCCACCAACUAUACGAAUGAUGAGUGUCCGCAGAGGUCCCGUUGUUCUUAGUUUACGUCUAUCAUCAGCUUCUGUCGCCCMCUCAACGUCGAUCCAAACAUCCGAGCCUUCGACAUCUGAUACAGUUGCAUUCGGAUUUAAGGUAAUCGUGUUUGCUGCAUCAUCAAUUCUGAUCAUGUCCGGUGAAUCCCAUCUCAAAUAACUGCGGGCACUUUCGACACCAGCUUCCUUGAAAGUCUUAUCGAGUUGCUCGAGUUCCUCGAUAGUAUCGCCGGACAGCUCAAGGGCGUAAGGAUACGGAGUCCCACUGGAUUCGCUGGUGUAGUUUUCCAGAAUGCACACCCAUUUGUCUAUGCUAUCAAGGGCGUUGGAAGGAUCAAAAUGCAAAUCCUCCAUAAAUAAUUUGCAAGAUUUGAUUUCUUCGAGCUUCCGUACAACCUGGGCACGCCGCCGAUGCAUCGUAUCGGCAUGGUCGGCAUCAGAUAUUACAGAAACGCUAAAUAGUCCCGGUUCUACCUCAUGACUUUCGAUGCGGCGCUGAUUUGUGGCUUUCGCCCCUCGUCGCAGUGCCGGUCGCAUCUUCUCUUCAUCUAGAGCGAGUGUUGACGGUGGCGAAAGUGCUGCAGCGCUGAAUGUUAGCAGUGACG
Molecule: messenger RNA, 2695 nt
Organism: Pseudo-nitzschia multistriata
Lineage: Eukaryota; Bacillariophyta; Bacillariophyceae; Bacillariales; Bacillariaceae
Source: the annotation of a GenBank genome assembly